AUGGAGUUGUUCGUGCAACGGAAGAAAAGAGUACAAGAAAUCAACGAAAACACUCCGUUUGCUAGAGAGAAGAAGGCGAGGGAGGCUGUUCGUGCCGCUGUUCCCCUGGAUUCGCUUGAUCAUGUGAAGUCAUUCCUUAAUAUUGUACGAGAAAACGAAAAUGUUAUGGGAGAGAUACAACAGUUGAGGUUCACCUCAAAAUUCCCCCUUCACGAGUACAAACUUAUCCAAGUGCCAAAAGAUAUGUUAAAAGACGUUGUCGGCGGACAAAAAUUAGUUUUCCGUGGUGAUAUCGAGGAUUCUCCUGUGCUUUGUUCCGAAACAGCUACAUUUUCUAUAAAAGAUGUGGAGACAUCAAAUUCGAUGUUUUUGGCUCCAACUCUAAAAACGUCUUCGGAAGUUACUGAUUCGGCAGAGAAGUUCAUCACUAAAUGUUCGAUCAAUUCCCUCUGUAAUCAUUACUUAGAACUAGAAAAGGUGUCUUGUGUAACUCCAUUCCGGCUGCGUGAAUUGUUGCAUCGUAAUGAACUUCGAUGGAAUUGGCCUUCGGAAGACUCAGAAACCGAUACAUAUACCCAGGAAGAUUUGUUGGACCAUGUCCAGAUGAGCGAGCGAGAGAUGUCUAACUUGAUUAAUGAAAUGCCUGUUGUUGAACACAAUGGAAAGAUACGCUGGCUAUCAUUGGAUCUGCGAAGGAAAUUCUUUACUCUACUCAUUGACGCUUUUGACGAUGAUGAACAUCCAACCGUCAACAUAAGUAAUCUUACUAGUAGUGCUCUUCGGUCUUUCCUUCCUGAAAACGUCACGAAUCAGAUUAUCGAUUGGUUCCUGAGCAAUAUGUGCAACAAAUCGGAUUCUGAAGCCUACACCGUGAAUCCUGCACCAUUUGUACACGAAGUUGCUUCUCACGUUCUACAGGGACCUUUCCGAAGGAUUGAAAUGAAAAACUUUGAAAAAACAAUGGAAACUACAUUGCCAUGUGGAAUUACGAUGGAAUCCGCUCACCUUUUGGGUAUAUCGGUUAGGUCUGAAGAUGUACGAGAUUCCUACAUCUCCUACUUGAAUCCUGAAGAUUUACCGGAAGACACCAGGGAAAGGUUGCGAGUGUUGUUCUCGUUGCAAAAUACGUGGACAAUUGACGAAAUCUCCCCCUAUUUGAAAGAUAUCUGUGCCGAUUCAAGAGCUAUGAGGAUUGAUUGCAGAUUAUUAUGUACUUCAUAUAUAUCAACUCAGGAAUGGUUACGGGUACUGUUACUUCUAUGUGAUUUAACUGUGUCAAACUCUGGUCACAGACCAUUCACACAUAUGCCGGAUACACCAUCGGAUGCAUUAUGGCGAAUUGCCGCAUUUGCUGUCAUCAUGCUACUUUCCGGACGUGAUCGAUGGUGGAUCGUGUUUGUGUUGUAUUCGAUCUAUCGACUUACACGUACCGAAAUGUUCAAUCGUAUUAGAAAGACGGCACGACGAGAUUUGAAAGGACUUACUCUUCUAAUUCGUGUAAAACUAGAUUUUAAACGACGUUUGAAUGCGAAUCGUCCAAUUCAUGAAAUAUUCCUAGAACAGGUUCGGAAACAUCCGCAAAAACUAGCUUGUGUAGAAGUGGAGACGGGCCGACGAGUCACUUAUGACGAGCUGAAUAGACUUAUGAAUAAGUAUGCCAAUUACUUCGAUAGUUUGGGAUUCAAAAAAGGUGAUGUGGUGGCACUUUUUAUGGAAAAUAGCAUAGAUUUCUUCGCUCUAUGGUUAGGAUUGUCAAAGGUUGGCAUUAUAUCGGCAUUUAUUAACUCAAAUCUUAAACUUGAACCAUUAGCUUAUUCGAUAACUUCGGGGAACUGUAAAUGCGUUAUAACGACACCAACACUCAAACCAACUCUUGAUGAGGCGAUUUCGAGAGGACUCCUUAGUAUCGACAGUAACGAAAUAUUUGUGAACGAAGGAAAUGUUGAGGGUGUUAGAAAAUUGUCCGAAGAAAUUAAAUCUGUAUCGGACAAGGAGCCAGUUAACCGGAAUGUCAACUUUCAGGAUGUUCUCUGCUAUGUGUACACAUCGGGCACAACCGGCAAUCCGAAACCUGCCGUCAUCAAGCAUUUCCGAUAUUACUUUAUGGCUAUGGGUGCUGGUAGAUCAUUUGAAAUUACGGGUAACGACGUUAUCUACAUAACAAUGCCAAUGUAUCAUUCUGCCGCUGGGAUUAUGGGAAUUGGAUCCAUGAUCGUCUUUGGGACAUCAGCUGUAAUCCGGAAGAAAUUCUCAGCGAGUAAUUUCUGGAAAGACUGCGUCAAAUUCAACUGUACUGCAAGUCAAUAUAUUGGAGAGAUUUGUAGAUAUCUUCUUGCACAGAAACCUUGUGAAGAAGAAAAGAAGCAUAAAGUUCGUCUUAUGUGGGGUAACGGGCUUCGUGCAGAGAUUUGGAACGAUUUUGUGUCUAGAUUUGGGAUUAAGAGGAUUGGUGAACUAUAUGGUUCGACGGAAGGAAAUUCUAAUAUAGUGAAUCUUGAUAACCACGUCGGUUCUUGCGGAUUCUUCCCAAUCUAUCCAUACAUAGGAGCAUUAUAUCCAAUUCGUAUAAUUAAAGUUGAUCAGGAAACUGGUGAACUCGUUCGGGAUGCGAAUGGCCUAUGUAUUCCGUGUCGUCCUGGAGAACUUGGUGAAAUGGUUGGUGUGAUCAGAAAAAAGGAUCUUCUACUGAAAUUUGAAGGUUACGUGAAUAAAGGUGAUACUCAAAAGAAGAUCUAUCGUGAUGUGUUCCGACAUGGUGAUCAGGUCUUUGCAAGCGGUGAUAUUUUGUACUGGGAUAAACUUGGCUAUCUCUAUUUCAAGGAUCGUCGCGGUGAUACUUUCAGAUGGAAGGGUGAGAACGUAUCCACCACUGAAGUGGAAGGAAUUCUUCAACCAGUAAUGAGUGUUGUGGAUGCAACCGUGUACGGUGUGGAAGUAGGGAAAAACGAAGGUCGAGCUGGUAUGGCAGCUGUUGUGUUGGCGGAUGGGGUGAAUGUUGAGGAUUUCUUAGCAGAAAUUGCUAAACGACUAAUGGCAAAUCUUGCAAAUUAUGCAAUUCCAGUUUUUAUUCGGCUUUGCAAGGAAGUUGACCGCACGGGGACGUUUAAACUCAAAAAGAUCGAUCUACAAAAGCAAGGAUUCGAUUUAAAAUUGAGUAAAGGAGAUCCAGUAUAUUAUUGGAAUUCUGCAAUUAAAGGAUAUUCAUUAUUGGACGCACAAAUGCAGAAAGAUAUUGAGAGUGGUGUGUAUAAUCGACUAUAG
Messenger RNA from Necator americanus (New World hookworm), 3261 nucleotides. RefSeq lists its product as uncharacterized. The coding region runs from base 1 to 3261 and encodes 1086 amino acids. Gene Ontology annotation, molecular function: long-chain fatty acid-CoA ligase activity; long-chain fatty acid transmembrane transporter activity. Lineage: Eukaryota; Metazoa; Nematoda; Chromadorea; Rhabditida; Ancylostomatidae. The record is from RefSeq and is a predicted model, not a curated record. Gene Ontology annotation, biological process: maintenance of mitotic sister chromatid cohesion; triglyceride homeostasis; mitotic sister chromatid cohesion. The transcript has 27 exons. Gene Ontology annotation, cellular component: chromatin; endoplasmic reticulum; Ctf18 RFC-like complex.